Molecule: messenger RNA, 336 nt
Organism: Ostreobium quekettii
Lineage: Eukaryota; Viridiplantae; Chlorophyta; Ulvophyceae; Bryopsidales; Ostreobiaceae
Source: the annotation of a GenBank genome assembly
AUGACAACGCCCAUUCUUGCGGGUUUGGGCGUGGCGUCGGCGGCACUGGCGGGCAGAGCGGCGCUGCAAGCGUACCAGUCGUUGAAGAGCGGUGCGGGACGUUCGCUGAAGCAGUUCUACAAGGGCGGGUUCCUCCAGGAGAUGACUCGAAGAGAGGCAGCGCAAAUCCUGGGACUACGAGAAAGUGCUCCGGCGGAAAGAGUCAAAGACGCGCACAGGAAGAUCAUGGUUGCAAACCAUCCCGACGCAGGGGGAAGCAGCUACAUUGCUGCAAAGGUUAAUGAGGCAAAAGACAUGCUGAUAGGCAAGAAGAAAGGGAGAAGUUCUGCGUUCUAA